Molecule: messenger RNA, 1230 nt
Organism: Aspergillus oryzae RIB40
Lineage: Eukaryota; Fungi; Ascomycota; Eurotiomycetes; Eurotiales; Aspergillaceae
Product: M20 family metallopeptidase
Exons: 3
Coding region: 1-1230 (409 amino acids)
Molecular function (GO): dipeptidase activity
Source: RefSeq, a predicted model, not a curated record
AUGACGGCGAUAACUAAGCAAGUAGUCCAGAAGGCGAUCGAUGAAUAUAUCGCGGGGUUGCAGCCUUCUUUGCGGGAGUUGAAUCUUAAGAUCCACGGAAACCCAGAGUUGGCCUACAAAGAGUAUCAAGCCCAUGAUGUUCUAUGCGAAUUCCUUGAAUCUCAAGGUAUCCCAACUGAUCGCCAUGCGUACGGCUUGAAGACGGCAUUUGAAUCGCGCGUCGGUGAUCCUGCCGGGCGCUGUGUCAAUUUCAACGCCGAAUAUGACGCUUUACCUGGAAUCGGCCAUGCCUGUGGCCACAACCUCAUUGCGACCGCUAGUGUCACCGCAUUCUUAGCCCUGGCUUUUGCGAUUCAAAGGUUUAAUCUUCCAGGACAAGCACAGUUACUGGGGACACCCGCCGAAGAAGAAGGUGGAGGUAAAAUCGACCUCAUUCGGGCGGGAGCUUACGAAAAGGCCGAUGUAUCUCUGAUGAUGCACCCUAUCUCGGACGAAGAGCUUACCACACACAAUAUAUUAGGUAUUGCAGGUCAAGCAUCAAUCUCUUGUUAUGACAUCACCGCUGUGUAUCACGGCCAUAGUGCCCAUGCUGCGGUCAGUCCCUGGGAAGGUAUCAACGCCCUCGAUGCCGUGGUAGCCGCCUACAACAACAUCUCAAUGUUACGACAGCAGCUCCGCCCCGACGAAAGAGUACACGGGGCCAUUCUCCAAGCACCUAGCAUCACCAAUGCGAUUCCCGAACUCACCCGCACAAGAUACACCAUUCGCAGCCGUACAAUGGAGAGAACACGACAGCUCGGUACUCGAGUACGCCAGUGUCUGGAAGCGGGAGCCCUAGCCACCGGAUGCAAAAUUGAACUCGAGGAAGAUCAAAUAUAUGGUGAUCUUGUUGUGAACCCACCGCUCUGUAAGGGUUUCGCGGAGUGCAUGGAAGAUCAGGGAGUAACGGUUCUAGCGACUCAUGAGGACUUGAUGGCUGGGUCUACCGAUCAAGGGAAUGUGUCGCAAAUUAUGCCGGCUCUGCACGCUGUUGUCGGCAUUCCGGUUAGUAAUGGUGCUAAGAAUCAUACACGAGAUUUUACUGCUGCUGCUGCGGGUGAUAAGGCACAUCGGAGGACUGUUCUGGCUGGGAAGGCAAUGGCUAUGACUGGGUGGAGGAUUCUGGUCGAUGAGGAGUUUUAUCAGGAUGUGAAGGGGGCGUUCUCGGUGACGAAGGGGGUUUCACUCUAA